Ramularia collo-cygni is the source of this 1545-nucleotide messenger RNA. Its product is annotated as related to adenosylmethionine-8-amino-7-oxononanoate aminotransferase. The transcript has 4 exons. Bases 1 to 1545 code for a protein of 514 amino acids. NCBI's taxonomy places the organism in Eukaryota, Fungi, Ascomycota, Dothideomycetes, Mycosphaerellales, Mycosphaerellaceae. Gene Ontology annotation, cellular component: cytosol. Gene Ontology annotation, molecular function: transaminase activity; pyridoxal phosphate binding. The record is from RefSeq and is a predicted model, not a curated record.
AUGGCACCAUCUGUUCUUAUUGUCAAUGAUGGAAACGUCGUCGAUGCCGUAGACGAUGGCCCGUCCAUCAAAGGGUUCCAUUCGAACCCAAACACAUCACUGGUCCUACAUCGAUCCCUUCACUCCGAUCCACUGCACGUAAUCGCUGCCCAAGGACACUACCUGCACAUUGACAAUGGCCAGAAGAUACUUGAUGCUACAGGGGGAGCCGCAGUGGCAUGUCUAGGCCAUGGGGAACUCCGUAUACAACAAGCAGUCAUUGAGCAGAUGCAAGAGGUCUCCUAUUGCCACUCAUUGUUCUAUGCAACUCGUGCAGCAGAAGAACUCGCUAGAUUGCUGAUUGAGAGCACCAAUGGCGAGAUGGCCAGAGCCUUCUUUAUUAGCAGUGGUAGCGAAGCAAUGGAAGCCGCCUUGAAGCUAGCAAGGCAAUACCAUCUGGAAAAGGCCUCCCCUGAGCCUCAGCGUGUCCACUUCAUCUCCAGACACCAGAGUUAUCAUGGCACGACACUCGGAGCGCUGGCUGCCGGCGGACACGUCGCUAGACGCGCCAUCUUUGAACCGAUCCUCAGCAUCAAUACUAGCCGCGUCAGCCCUUGUUAUGCCUACCGCGGGUUAUCAGAUGAUGCACGUACCGAGGCCGAAUAWGUGCAGACUCUAGAAGCUGAACUGGAUGCCGAAUUUCAACGCAUCGGAUCAGAUACCGUGGCAGCGUUCGUCGCAGAGCCGGUCGUUGGCGCUGCGUUAGGAUGUGUACCUCCUUCCCCUGGAUACUUCGAAGCGGUGCGCAGAGUCUGUGACAAGUACGGUGCGCUUCUCAUCAUGGAUGAGGUCAUGUCUGGUACCGGCCGUAUUGGUCCCGAGCCUUCUGAAAAGUAUCCCGAUCCUCUUCACGCAUGGCAAGAUCCGCUCAUUGGUGUGGUACCGGAUAUUAUGACCAUGGGARAGGGGCUAGGCGGAGGCUAUAUGCCCAUCGCUGCCAUGCUUACAAGCCACAACGUCGUUGACGUACUCAAAAGAGGCAGCGGCGCCUUCAGCCAUGGCCAGACUUACCAAGGUCACCCGCUUGCAUGUCGAGCUGGGCUGGAAGUGCAGAGGAUUAUCCAGGAAAGAAAGCUGAUAAACAACGUGCGGAAGCAAGGCGCUCUACUUGGCCGCCUGCUUCAGGAGAGACUUGGGGAGCAUCCCGCAGUUGGCGACAUUCGUGGCAAGGGUCUAUUCUGGGGUAUCGAGUUUGUCCAGUCGAAAGUCACCAAGCAGCCUUUCGAUCCCUCUCUCGGAGUUGCAAUGAAAAUCCACGAGCUAGGAAUGGAGCGGCCACACAGCAUCAGUCUCUACCCAGGCACAGGGUGUGCCGAUGGUAAAAUCGGCGACCACAUCCUCCUUGCUCCCGCAUACACUGUCACCUCGGAAGAUAUACGGCAGAUCGUCGAUAUCACAGUCGCCGUCAUUACGCAAUUCUUCAUGCAGGACGUGCCAGUACAGCCAGUCCAAAAUGGUCAUGGCGCCUAUGCAGAAUCGCCGAAACUUUCAUCUGACCGGGGUUGA